AUGAGUAAUCAACUUCAGCUCAAUUCACCUGUAAUCGGAGAAGAAGAUGAGGAAAUGAGGGAUGUCGAGGUUAAAGAAAAAAAGGAAGAUGCAAGAAGGGAUACUCGUAAAAGUAGACCUAAAAGGGCCACAAAACCAAAAGCAAUCAUUCAAGAGUUAUCCGUUGUCUCAACCAGCAGUGGACCAUCAAUCAGCGCUCCUUCUGAAACCACCAAUAUUGGUGAAAUAUCUAAUCAAUUCCAUAAAUUAUACUACGACGUUGAUAUUGCUGAAAAGAAAGGUGAUCAAGAGAACCGGGAUGUAAUUCAAUGCUACUUCCGGUUUGGGAGAGCUCUAUCAGAACGACUUGCUGUAUUGUUAAUGAAUAACCCCCCACAGACAGCGCGUACAAAGUUAAAUAAAGAAGUUAAGGAAAAGCUUCCGAAAAAAAACAGAACAGAUACGGCUAGAAAAAUUUAUGACGUAUUUAAUAAGAUCGGAGAAGAUAUUAUAAAAAAUUUCCCUUUGAAUGUUUUCUAUUCCCAGUUUAUACGCGUGGUCCUGGCUAGACAACUUAAAUCAAGAAAAAUGGACGAGAAAGCUGAUAAGAGAGUUCAUAGAACCUUUCAGGAAUCCAAGACAGGGGAACCCAAUAUAUGUUCCGUUUGGUGUCGAGGGGAAGAUGGUAAAACCACCACAUUGUCGACCAAUUCCAAUAAUAACCAUAUGGGACGCGGUAGCCCUUCUUUGGACAAUCUACAUCAUGAAAAUGAAGGAUUUCGAGGAAAUGGAACUUCAAAACCAGAAAAAAUAUCUUUCCAGAAUGCUAAUUAUCUUGGCCGACAAAAUCACAAUGAUGAAUACGGAAAGGUUGCAUUGCCCAACAGCAGUAAAUAUAACGAUUUCAGCGGAAAAGGUGAAGAUUGUAAAAUUUAUGUUCGGGGCGUCAGUCCGCACGUCACAAAAGAUCAACAAAUCAGUAGCACUGUCGAGGGUAGAAUCUAUACCAAUCCUACAAUUGCGCCAUUCGAAUGUUGUCCAAACAUGCAGACGAUCCAAUCUUCGCUAUUUUCCUUUGGGCAACUGCGCCGAAUUGGUACCUUGGCGGGCCAUGCAUGGACGAAAGAAGAACCGAAAACACCGUGUCGUUUUGUGGUCCCAAACAUUCAAUCUAUUGAAGAAAGAAUUUCGGAAACCAUGUCUCCAGUGCCGAAGGGUGAAGAGCAGGAUGAACCUCGAGAAGGUCGCAAUAAUCCGAAGUCUCCACUUAUGAUAGUCGAAAUGAUCGCAAAUAAAUCAGAUCGUAAACGCGUUGCAAAUUCUCUUAACUGUAAACUCGAACCCGGAGAUUUUUCUGGUUGUAUUUGUUAUAUGGAACAAGUUAAAGAGUAUUAUGGUUUUGAUCAUAUAAUCAUCAUCGGAGAACUUCAUGCUGGAAUUCUUUUUUUGGACUGUUACGGUCGUGUGUUCAUAUGGGACUCAAUGUGUUAUAUUUUAUGGAUGCUUGGGGAUUAUUGGAACGAGGCAACAAAGACUAGCCAACCAAAGUGGGGUUUAGAGGUUGAUUGGACUGUUGUCAGAUUUGAAGAAUUUAUGAAUGAUAGCAAAGAAAAUACUAGCAUUGAUGAAAAGAUCGCCACAUCUCAAGCAAGUAUACCAUCCCCAUUCCAGAUAAAUGCAUCUAACAAAAUCCGACCUCCAGUCUCUAUUUUACCCAAUGAUCCAGAAGAGAAGCAAAAAUCCAUUAUUAACAAAGUGCUAGAGCAGUUUCCUUAUUUAUCUUUUAAUUACAGUAAUAAGUGUGGCAAUUACUUUACUUGUUCAAAGAUAUGUAAUAAAGAUCACAAGAAAGAAGAUGUAAAAGGCGAAUGGGGUAGUGGCGAUUAUGUCAAUACAAAUACUUAUCGUAUCAAUGGUUAUAAGAAUUAUCAAAAUUCAAUCCAAAUAGUAACAGUGAAAGCAUAG
Messenger RNA from Entrophospora sp. SA101, 1944 nucleotides. The record is from the annotation of a GenBank genome assembly. Lineage: Eukaryota; Fungi; Glomeromycota; Glomeromycetes; Entrophosporales; Entrophosporaceae.